UGCUGGUAGCAAGGAUAAGUGGACCCUCUCUAUCUUCUUUUGCUUCCUCUUGGACUUCAUGUCCUUCCUACAUUCUAUACCAUGAACACCAUAUUCUGAUGGAACUCAAGAAAAAAUGUCUUGCAGUUUUCUUUUCCCAUCAAAUACCUCUCUACUAACCACUACAAAAUCCAUAAACUCCCCUACCUCAUUUCCUCCUCACCUUUUGUCUAAUUCAUCCCGAUAUAUUACCUUCAAUAAAAGAGACUUUGAAUUACCAAUAUCGGUGACUUCUCCUUCAGUUGCCUACCCACAACCUCCCUUCAAUGUUAAGUACUUGGAGAGUGAAUUUGGAAGCCAUGGAGUAUCUUUUGCCGAGCUUGGACAAAGCAGCUAUGUUGUCAGGAUGCUCUUGGAGAAUGGGAGUGCAGCCAGUAUUUUGAUGCCUAGUGGUCUGAUCACAUCCUAUAAGCCUAAGAUGUGGCAUGGAAGCUCCAUUGAGGUUUUGCAUACCUCUGUUUCAGAACGAGGAACUAUGUAUGGAGAUGGCGGUGGUGGUCCUGUCAUUCAAGGUGGUGUUUCUUUGGCCUUGAAUUUUGUUGGUGAGAAUGGGUUUUCAUGGUCUCCUGUUAGUUGGGUUCUGACUGAUGUUAAAGGGAACUCCCAAGAUUCUAUUCAGGUAGAAAUGAUAAGCAGAGAUAUUGGAAACAUGGUUGAAGUAAAAUACAGCAUAACUCUGAAAGAUGAUACCUUGAGUUCAGAGGUCAGUGUUUCAAACUCGAGGUCUUCACAACUCGAGUUAAGAGGUUCUAUUCUAAGCCAUCUGACUCUGAGCUCACCAGAUGCCACUUAUGCAAUUGGAUUAGAGGGAUCAAAUUAUGUCAACAAGCUACCUACCAUCUCAGACUUCUUCAUAAUGCCUCCAAACAUGGCAAAGAACAAAAAGACUAGUCAGUCAUGGCCUCUAUCAUCCCUCAAAGAGUGGUUUGGUGCAAAAUCCGACGAUACAGAAAUAAACGAGCAAACAGAAGGUGAAGAAAAAGAUAAUUAUAAGCAUUUAUCUGGAAAAAUGAGCAGGAUAUACACAUGUGCACCUCGAAACUUCACAAUAAUAGACAGGGGUAAAAGAAAUUCAGUCAUUGUUGGAAGGAGGGGCUUUGGAGAAUUAUACAUGUACAGUCCAGGGUCAAGCCAUGAACUCUACGGCAAGUAUGCAUACUUAUGUGUUGGACAAUCAGCUUUGCUCAAACCUAUAACUUUAGAUCCUGAACAAUCGUGGAUAGGCGAGCAGCGCUUACAUAAUCCAAAUCUUUAAAUUCCAUAGUUAACACUUCCAUCUUGUAAAAAGAACCCAUCAUACAAAAUGCAUCAACUAAAUGAAUUGAGUCUGGCUUUGUUGUGUUGA
This is a messenger RNA of Chenopodium quinoa (quinoa), 1384 nucleotides long. RefSeq names its product protein NDH-DEPENDENT CYCLIC ELECTRON FLOW 5-like. The coding region runs from base 116 to 1294 and encodes 392 amino acids. Gene Ontology annotation, molecular function: catalytic activity; carbohydrate binding. Gene Ontology annotation, biological process: carbohydrate metabolic process. The transcript has 3 exons. The record is from RefSeq and is a predicted model, not a curated record. NCBI's taxonomy places the organism in Eukaryota, Viridiplantae, Streptophyta, Magnoliopsida, Caryophyllales, Amaranthaceae.